This is a messenger RNA of Danio rerio (zebrafish), 7038 nucleotides long. It is a transcript of the gene atg9b, whose product is annotated as autophagy related 9B. Gene Ontology annotation, cellular component: phagophore assembly site membrane. Gene Ontology annotation, biological process: plasma membrane phospholipid scrambling; autophagy. The record is from RefSeq and is marked validated. Lineage: Eukaryota; Metazoa; Chordata; Actinopteri; Cypriniformes; Danionidae.
UUUUUGUUGUGAAGAGCAAAGGCGAGGACCAUCUGUACGCGGAUGGAUCUGUGGUGAACAUAUUAGAGAGGUAGAAUGUAAAACACGAUGGCUGGUUUUGAGACAUACCAGGAGUAUCAGCGGAUUCACGAUUAUGAUGAAGACUCGCCUCCAGGAGAGGAAGAUUUACUCAUCCACGUGCCAGAGGGAAGAGGAGACCCAUGGCACCAUAUCAAGAACCUCGACAAUUUCUUCACAAGAAUCUAUCACUUCCAUCAGAAGAACGGAUUCGCCUGCAUGGUGUUAUCAGAGUUUUUUGAACUUGUGCAAUUCCUGUUUGUGGUCACGUUUACAACUUUUCUCUUCAACUGUGUGGAAUAUGAUGUUCUCUUUGCCAAUCGAGCCGUCAAUCACACGGGUCAGAGCCUCGGGCCUCUGGACAGGAGCAAAGUCACCCUUCCUGAUGCUAUUUUACCUAGUGAGCAAUGCACUGAGAGGAUUCAAGGAAACAGCUGGAUCAUCUUUCUCUUGAUAAUGGCAGCCAUUUUCUGGGUGUACCGGCUGGUGAAAGUGAUCUGUAACGUCCUCAGCUACUGGGAGAUCCGGCAGUUUUAUAUCAAAGCACUGAAAAUACAGAUGGAUGAGUUGUGCAACUUCACAUGGCAGGAAGUCCAGAACCGUCUCAUCCUCCUCCAGCGUGAGCAUCCCAUGUGUGUCCAGAAGCGUGAACUCUCUGAACUGGACAUUUACCACCGCAUCCUGCGCUUCAAGAACUACACAGUGGCCAUGAUCAACAAAUCCCUGCUGCCUGUCAGGCUCCGAGUGCCCUUCAUAGGUGACGUCAUCUUCCUCACGCAGGGCCUCAAAUACAACUUCGAGCUCAUCCUCUUCUGGGGCCCGUUGUCUCUCUUCCAGAACAAAUGGAGCCUGCAUCCCAAAUACAAGCGGGCAGCAAACCGCCACGAUCUGGCCAAGCAGCUCAGUCGGGUUAUUCUGCUGACUGGACUGGUCAAUCUGCUGCUGUGCCCAUUUGUGUUAGUCUGGCAGGUGUUAUACGCGUUUUUUAGCUACGCAGAAGUGAUCAAGCGCGAGCCGGGGAGUUUGGGGGCUCAUCGAUGGUCCCUGUUUGGACGUCUUUAUCUGCGGCAUUUCAAUGAGCUGGACCACGAGCUGCAGGGCAGGCUGGGUCGUGGGUAUAAACCCGCUGCUAAGUACAUGAACGCUUUCGUGUCUCCUCUGUUAGCGGUGCUGGCCAAAAAUGUGGCUUUCUUUUCUGGCUCAGUGCUGGCGGUGCUCAUCGCUCUGACGGUGUACGAUGAAGAUGUGCUCACCGUCCAACACAUCCUGACGGCCAUCACUGUGCUGGGGGUCGUCAUCACCGUGACCAGGUCUUUUAUUCCUGAUGAGCAUAUGGUGUGGUGUCCUGAACAGCUGCUUCAGUGUGUCCUGGCACACAUUCACUACAUGCCCGACCACUGGCAGGGCAGCGCUAACAAGAGCGAGACCCGAGACGAGAUGGCACAGCUUUUCCAGUAUAAAGCGGUCUUCAUCUUGGAGGAGCUGCUCAGUCCCAUCAUUACCCCCUUUAUCCUUAUCUUCCCCCUGAGAAGCAAAUCUCUGGAGAUCAUCGACUUCUUCCGCAACUUCACUGUGGAUGUGGCAGGAGUCGGGGACAUUUGCUCAUUCGCACAGAUGGACAUCAGGAGGCACGGAAACCCACAGUGGAUGUCUGAAGGGCAGACGGAGGCCUCGGUGUACCAGCAGGCGGAGAACGGGAAGACGGAGCUCUCUCUCAUGCACUUCACCAUCAAGAACCCGCAGUGGCAGCCGCCGCAGGACAGCUCCAUCUUCAUCAGUCACCUUAAAGAGAAGGUGCAUCAGGAUGCCCAGACCGGCCCAUCAACACAACUGCUGCUGUCUGAGGCUCCGCUCUGCUCCUCGCUGCUGUCCAAUGAGUCAGGCACCGGGCCUGACAACCUGUUAGCCAGUGUUUUGGCUCACCCUGUCCUGACGGCCUCGGGUCUGCCUGGAAGAAACCGGCGCUUCAUUUCUCCCAGCAGCGCGGCGUCAGCGGCUGCUAGCGUCCUAGCGUCUCUCUCAUCUUCCCAGCAGCCUCACGCCAGCCGGUCGCGCUCACACACACUCCUGCCGUCCCGACAGCAACACGACGGACACAUGUACAGCAGCGAGCACACAGUGGCGGACAGCAUGUCCGCUAGUGACCCCAGGAUGCUCAGUCAGUCUCGUUCAGCGCUGGCGUCAGAGUUUGCGUCUGCAGAGAUGAGUCUGCACGCAAUAUACAUGCAUGAGGUGCAUCAGCAGAAGACCCAUCAUGCAUCUGGACAGUUUCAGGCCCCUGUGCCAAUGAGGGACAUGAGCGCCAGUGCUCCUCAGACGGUCACUCUGGUGCCGCACACUUCAGGCCGUCUGGGUGGAUGGGCAGAGGAAGAGGAGGAGGAGCAGGGGGAUGAAGAGGAGAUCAACAGCAACCCUGAGCUCCAGCACACCAGCAGAGGGAGCAGCUGAAGUGCCUUCAACCUGGACCUUUUUGUGUUCAUUUCUGGGAGUCGUGGCCUUACCUUGGUUUGAAAGCCUUUGAUCAAGCAUGUCAUGACGCCACACGGAUCAGGCUUUUCAUGGAGCCGUUCCUUCAGUUCAGAGGAUCUGUGACGUAAUCAACUGCAAGAGUACGUCUGUCACUUCACAACUACAUUUACAUAAGGACUGCUGCGUGUGUAUGUGUGUGUAUGCUAUUGUUUUGUACAUGACACAAAAGGAUGACACUUGCUUUACAGUAUUUAUUUCCAUUUCAUGCAACAUUUGUUUCGUUUUGGGUUGGAGUCAUGUUUUCUGUGUCUGAUGUAAAGACGUGUCAUGCAGGCGGUGUGUUUUUAGGUUUGAAGCGCUGCCUUUGUUUUCGAUGGAUGAAAAUGCAUCACAGUAUUGAUACUUUCAACUUUGAUGACGGAAAAUAUCAGUGAAUGUAAACUCAUACCAGUUGCCUCGUGAGGAAAAAAAGAUGUACCAUUUAUCACAUUCUUUAAAGAAAAUACAAUAUAUAGAAUUAAUUUGGGGCUAAUUCCAUUUGUUUACAUUUUUUCCCAUUUUGACAGAUCAUAACAGUAGACUCUUAGUCUAAAAUAAAACAAAUAAUAAUAAAAACAUAUUUUAGCAAUAAAAUAAUUCUCGCUUAAUUAAAAAAACACUAUAAUUUGCAGCAAAACAAAGUUCUUUAAAAAAAAAAAAGUCUUAUUUUUGUGGUAUGCCUAUAAAGUAGUUCUGUAAUAAAUGCGCUUCAUCUACACCAACAAAUAUGCUAGUUUUAUCUUUAUUAAAAAAUCUUUACAUGACCAUAUGACUGCAUUAUUUAAGGAGUUUUGCUAUUUACAUGAUGCUAAAGGUGUAGGAAUGAUGAGCUAUAUUUUAAAUUAGGUUUUAAAUUGCUGGUAAUUUAGCUCAUCCAUGUUGUAGGUGACUUACAACAUUAAAGUAGAUUUUUUAUCUGUUUGUUCAUUUGUGUUCAUAAAAUGAAAGUCAGUGGCUACUGGGAGUUUCAGAGUAAAAAAAAAAAGCACAUACCAGCAAAAUAAAAUUAAUAUUCGUGGCUUCUGAUGGUACAUUGAGGUCUUGUGAAGGAAAGCGAUUGACCUUGUGAAAGAAACUUAACAUUAUUUAUGACUUUACCUUUAAAAUGCAUAUUUGGAGUUAACAGUUCUGAGUGCUAAAGUAUUCAUUUUGUUUUGUGUGUGUGCUUUUUUAGACUCUCAAAGUGCUGUUGUUCAUUGACCAAAGUUUCAGCUAAAAUCUACUGAAGAAAAAAAAAGUCACCUAUGUAUUGGAUGACCUGAGAUAAAUUAAUAGUAGAUUUACUUUUUUUGUUGAGCUAUUUCAACAUUAAAUGAAUAAAACCAAAUGCCAGACAUCAGAACAAGACCCACAUAACCCUUUUUAACCACUUAAUCGAAAAAAAUCUAAAUGUCGACUAUUAAACGUUAAACUUAAAUCAUUUUGAUUGUUGUGUUUUGAAGGUUGGUUUGGAAUUUGUACCCAGCCUUUUCCAGUGUGUUGAAAUAAAUAUCACACACUGGACAGAUAAAAAAAAAAGACAAUUCAUCAAUAUAAAUAAUCAAGAAAUUACAUAGUUAAAAUAUUUUACUUACUUUUUUGGAAGUAGGCUCAUUUUACAGCUCUUCUAGGGUUAAGCAGAUGAGUUUUACCAUUUUUGAAUCCAUUUAGCCGAUCUCCAGGAGCACUUUUAGCUAAGCUUGGCAUAGAUAAUUGAAUCGAAUUAGACCAUUGGCAUCUCACUCAAAAAUGUCAAAGAGUUUUGAUAGUUUUCCCACUUGAAGCAUGAUUAUUCUGUAUUUACAUUGUGUACUAAGACAGACAGAAAAUGAAAAGUUGCUACUUUCCUAUCCUGAUAUGGAUAGGAACUAAACUCACAUUCUGGCCUAAUAAUCAAGGAUCUUUGCUGCUGUACCAUGACUGAAGCAGAAGCAAUGAUAUUACACUGUUACCUAGGGACUAUUUCAGGUGUUGUGUAAUAUAAUUGUGCCUGCUUCAACCAUGGUACGGCAGCUAAGUUUCUUGAUUAUUACUCCAGUAUGAAAGUAUAGUUCCUAGACAUAUCAGCCUAAGAAAAUAUCAACUUUUCAUCUUCUGUUGGUCUUAGUACAUGACAGCUCAUUUAGGGUUAAGCAGAUGAGUUUUACAAUUACUGAAUCCAUUCAGCCGAUCUCCAGGUCUGGCGGGAGCACUUUUAGCUUAGCUUAGCAUAAAUAAUUAAUUUGAAUGAGACCAUUACCAUCUUGCAAAAAAAAAAAAGGCUUUUCAAUAGUUUUUCUACUUGAAGUGUGACUAUUCUGGAUCUACAUUGUGUACUAAGAUCGACGGAAAAUAAGUUGCUAUUUUCUAGGUCGAUAUGGCUAUAAACUAUAUUCUUCAUUCUGGCGUAAUAAUCAAUCUUUGCUGCUGUACCAUGGCUGGAGCAGGGUCAAUGAUAUUAUGCAGUGCUAUUACCUAGGGACUAUUUUCAGCGGAUGUGUAAUAUCAUUGUGUCUGCUUCAACCAUGGUACAGUAGCAAAUUUUCUUGAUUAUUACUCCAGAAUGAGAGUAUAGUUCCUAGCCAUAUCGGCCUAAGAAAAUAUCAACUUGUCAUCUUCUGUUGGUCUUAGUACAUGACUGCUCCUCUAUGGUUAAGCAGAUGAGUUUUACAAUUAUUGAAUCCAUUCAGCCGAUCUCCAGGUUUGGUGGGAGCACUUUUAGCUUAGCUUAGCAUAAAUAAUUAAUUCAGAUUAAACCAUUAGCAUCUUGCACAAAAAAAGCGUUUUAAUAGUUUGUUUUUACUUGAAGUGUGUUUUCUGUAUUUCCAUUGUGUACUAAGACCAACGGAAAUGAAGUUGCUGUUUUCUAAGUCGAUAUGGCUAGGAACUAUACUCUUAAUUCUGGUAUAAUAAUCAAUAAUCUUUGCUGCUGUACCAUGGCUGGAGCAAAGGCAAUGAUAUUAUGCAGUGCUAUUACCUAGGGACUAUUUUCAGCGGAUGUGUAAUAUCAUUGUGUCUGCUUCAACCAUGGUACAGUAGCAAAUUUUCUUGAUUAUUUCUCCAGAAUGAGAGUAUAGUUCCUAGACAUAUCAGCCUAAGAAAAUAUCAACAUGUCAUUUUCUGUUGGUCUUGAUACAUGACCGCUCUACUAGGGUUAAGCAGAUGAGUUUUACCAUUUUUUUAAUCCAUUCAGUCGAUCUCCAGGUCUAGCAGGAGCACUUUUAGCUUAGCUUAGCAUAGAUAAAGGAUUCUGAUUAGACCAUUAGCAUCUUGCUCAAGAAAUGUAAAAAGUUUUCCUACAAGAAGCAUGACUAUUUUGUUUUCACAUUAUAUGUACUACAGAAAAUGAAAGGUUGCUAUUGUCUAGGCUGAUACGGCUAGGAAAUAAAUUUUCAUUCUGGCUUAAUAAUCAAGGAACUUUGCUGCUGUACCAUGGCUGAAGCAGGGGCAAUAAUAUUAUGCAGUGCUGUUACUUAGGGACUAUUUUAAGGUGUUGCGUAAUAUAACUGUUUUAAGCUUGGUACGGCAGCAAAAUUCCUUGAUCAUUACGCCGGAAUGAGAGUACAGUUCCUAGACAUAUCGCCCUAGACAAUAGCAACUUUUAAUAUCAACUUUCGAAGUACAUGACCUAACUACUGAAUAGUCGCAGUUUAAGAUGGAAAAUUGAUCAAAACAUUGUAUGUUUUUUGAGCUAAAUGCUAAUGUUCUAGUCCGAUUUAAUGAUUUAUGCUAAGAUAUGCUAAAAGCUAGUUAACUGAAUGGAUUAAAAAAAGGGUAAAACUCAACAGUUACAUCCAAGGGAACGGUAAAAUGAGCCUCUUUCCAAAAAAUUGGACAGUGUUCCUUUAAUGUGCAAGUCAUUGUAGACCCAAAACUGAAGUGUAGGGGUUUUGUGUCGUGCCUGCAGUAAAAGCUCAAUCAGUUUCCAAACUGUUAUCUAGAAGAAGUAGUUUUUAAUGAAAGUGCUCUGUGGAAGCUCUGUCUGUGUAAUUUAUCACUAUCACCACAGCCUGAGGGCUUUCUGACAGUUCACACAUGCUAUUUGAGACUUUAUACCAUGUGACACGCGGAACUGUGACUUUCACAAAUCAUCUACUUGAAAUACUGCAGUAAAUGGAUGUUAGAGAGCUAGGAUGUUGUAGUUCAUAAAGGUAAAAGCAUCGAUAUCAAUGCCACUGAAAUACCUCUCAGUGUACAUUAAGAGCGCAUGUGUACAGUAUUUAUUGUUGCGGGAGUGACGCUAUUGAACGAACGAUGUGAUGGUGUGUGUUUGUGGUCUAAAUCGGAGAGUUUUUCCACGCAAGACUGAAGUGCGCAAGUGAAACACACUGUUUUACAGCUCUGUUUUCUUAAUGUUCAGUUCACACAGUUUGCGAUCGGACUGUGCCAGGUGCUAUAAAUAUGUAUAUUUAAUCGGUUUUGGAUAUUUAUCUUUUUUGUUGGAUUUUGAAUCUUUUUUUUUUUUUUUUUGUCUGAUCGAAAAUAACACUAUUGAAAAAUAAACCAUACCAAAAC